AUGGACCAGCAGUACUCGACCUCGAAAGUUACGGUCGAGUACUUCGAUCCCCAUGAUGUGUACAAACUCAUCGCUCCGGGAUUACUGCCGCUGCUGCCUCUACGAAACCUCAAUUGGAAGUCGCACGCUGGCCCCCCGCGAUCCAUCAACACCCUUCACGUCGACCUUGUCCCUGCCGGAGGAAAUGCCGCCGGUAGCGCAGCCGCCGCCACCCUUUCCCCAGUAGCUUCUCCGCAACCCAAACACGGGUUUGAACCCUCAACACACGAUAACCUCGAUGGCUUCCAAACCCAGACUCCUGGUGGUCUUCCAGCCUCUGGAGAGCAUGCCGACCAACUCGCGGCGGCGCCUCCACCGCCUGGUCGAGAACGACGCCAUCAGAUUCCCGGGCUCCGCCGAACACCGUAUCUAAAGGUCCUCUUAGUGCGGUGCGAUGAUAACGAUUCGUACAAGGCGCAAACGCGCUCCGAGAUCCGCGACUGGCUCAAGCAGAACACGCCCCCGCAAAGCAGCAAAAAGGCCAGCAAAGCCGAGAACCAUGACGCCUUCGAAUGGCUCAUCGUCCAUGUCGUCAUCCCCAAUACCGUCGCGGCCACCCAGCCGAGGAUCACUGGCAAAAGUGACGCUGCCGACGCCAAGGUCGCCUCACGCUGGAGGGGUAGUUCCACCACUCUACUCGAGAAGUUGAUGACCGACUUCAACACAACCAAAGGCCCUGUGGAUAGAGUGGCCCAAAUUCGCAUUGGGAUCAACGACGUACCCUAUGACAUUCUCCCAAGGGUCGUACCAGCAGUGCCUACUGGGUACACAGAGACUUCGCAAGAUGUCGAAAAUGCUUGGGCUGACCUGAUUGGCAAGAUGAAGGCAUGGAUCUUGUCAUCGUUUGACAUGCGGGUCAGCCAAUACGAGGAGGAUAUCAAGGAGAAGGAUGCACAGCGCAAUCUCCCAGGAUGGAACUUUUGCACAUUCUUCAUUCUUAAGGAGGGACUGGCGCGUGGUUUCGAAAGUGUUGGUCUGGUAGAAGAUGCUCUGGUUGGCUAUGAUGAACUUAGCGUUGGGCUUGACGCAAUAAUUCACGGCCAGGCUGGAACCCAGGCCGCAGAAACACAUGGGGGCUCGCUGCUCCCUUAUACCCAAGAAUUGAAGUCUAUGGCACAGAGAGCAGUAGCGGCAGCGAGAGACGAGAGCAUGGACCCCGACGACGACAAUGAGCUGCCAGUCGAUCUGCAAGCUGGUAACCCUAAUACAAAAGCGAGUCGAGGAGUGGGUACAACGGCAACGAAUGCUAUUCCGGAUUCCUUCGACCAUGAUGUCCUCAUUAGUGCAAACAAGAAACCUUACCGUGAGCUCAUCCUCGCCAACAACGUAUCUGUGUUUGACUUCAGAUGCUAUAUUUUCGCCCGCCAAAUAGCCCUGCUCUUCCGCCUGGGUAAUGCGACUGCGACCAGGGAAGAGCUCCUUGCCAAGACAAGGGAACAGCAAGAAUACCUGCUUCACGGAGUCGCACCCCGGACACCCGCUCUUGUGGAUAACAAGCAAAACAAUGAUACAGAAAACCUCUCCAUGCUAGCCGAAGUCUGUCGCAGGACAUUGGAGUUUAUUCCCUCUGUGUCAACGGUGAUGCGUCAGGACUUGAUUGCAGCUCUCGGUGAAACGGGCACAGAAGAAGAGCAGCAUCCAGCGUCUGGCAAAACGUUUCCGUCUCCUCGCUUGAUCGAGGUGGUUGACAACAUCGUUUCCUCAUUUGCAUUCUCUGCCGCUCAACAGAUCCUUGCGCAAACAUCCACCAAGGCGUUGCCAAUACCAGAACCAAGUGCGGCGGAACAUGACAACACGGAGCAGAAAACCAAGAUCCCGGAGCUCAAGGACCAUGAUGAAUCCGGCAAGAAGCUCUUCGUUGCACGGAAGCCUCGGGGCACAUGCGCAACAAGGCAUGGGGACUGCGCAGGACGUGCAGAGCUUUUCACUCUCUCGAGGAACAUCCUUGAGGAAUGCGGAAAGAAGUGGGGAUGGAGUGACGGCUGGGAUUCCGUUCCACUGGUAGGGGAUCCCGAAAUUGACGACAUGGAAGACAUAAACCUGGAUGAUGAGGAUAGCAACACAUCGACAAAGCAGGCAUCGGCUCCAGCAACACAGCCAUCCCCUUCUUUGUUCGGGCUGGGGACACGGCUCUUAUGGACAGCACUUGACAGCAAAGACGACUUCUACCGACUGUACGAGACACUUACUCUCAAGGCGCUUCGCCACUACAUAGUCGCGAGUCACUUCAACUCGGUCAAAGCGAACAUGGUUGAUAUGGCAGUUCUCAAGUUCCACCUGGGGGAGUUCCGUGAGGCCGCAAAGUACUUCAUGGACACGAUUCCUUUCUUUGGAGAAAGAGGUUGGUCUCUCCUUGAGCUAUCGCUGUUGGUUAUGUACUGCAAAUGUCUCGAGGAGCUUGGGCAUCAAGACGACUACGUCAAGGUCGCUCUGAAGCUUUUAUCCAAAGCAGCGAUGGCAGAGCAUCAGCGCCUCCAGCAUCGUCGUCGACCUGGAAAAGCAGCCGAAAAGGACAAACCCACCACGUAUCCCGAAAGAACUGCGAUAAGAGGCUUUCUUCCCAGUGUGCUUCAGAUCACUAAAGGGUUGACGCAUGAUGUGCUGGUUCCUUUGCGCGAUUUCUUCUCCGAUAUUGCCUUUGAUGGCGCCCCCGCUUAUCAUGAUAUGCAAGACAGCUUCUCGGUAUGCCUGGCUAUGCACAGUCUACUUGUCGAUGAACUGGAACUCGACCAUGCUCAAGUCAAGCUGCGAUGCAAUGCGAAUGGGGGACUGAAAAACAUUUCGCUUGCGAACUCUUCACAAGUUUGCAUCAAACCCGGCAGAAACAAAGUGGAGCUGACAUGCAAUGUAGCUGUCGCCGGCGACUACGAAAUUGAAGAAAUCCUACUGCGCAGUGGCAAGCUUCAGUUUCACCUCGAAAGGGAACCGGCCUUCAAGACCCUCAAGGGCACAAGGGGCAACACGCAUGGGGAGAUUGUGACCAAUUCCAAACUCAGCGUCUUCCAGAGGGCGGGGUCCUUGGAUAUUCGCCUCCUGCCUGCAAAGCAGAUCCAGCUUGACAAGAACAGCUCUCUUGAAGUUGAACUGGCCACCGGCUGGAACAAGACAAGGACGUGUGAUGUCCGGGUCAAAGCUGCCACGGGAGGUUUGAGGCUCCUUGUGUUCGAAGGAAUACUUGUCAAUGGCAAGAAAGAAACAAAACUCGAUCCCCCAGAAGGUGGAUUGUUUCACCUCGGGGCACUGGAGGAGGGAUCAAGUGUCCGACUUCGUUUCCCCUACACGGUCGAGCAAGAUGUACCCGCCAUCGCCAUCAGAGUCGAGGUCAUGUACACGACCAAGGAAGACGGGCCGGUGUACGAGUUUGCAAAAACCCCGUCCAUCAGCAUCUCCUUGGCCCUAGGUGUCAACGUGCAGGAUGUUUUCAAGCACAACGCCCUCUUCUCGCGCUUUACGGUUACAACGGCGAGUGCCAGCCCUCUGAGAUUGUUUGCGAGCGAAUUGUUGGAGUCGGACCUGUUCGCAGCAGACCUUGAUGGCACCCCACCCCAAUCGGUUGACGAUACGUAUCCCAUCACUGUCUUCCCAGAGCAACCUGCUAGUUUACUGUACAAGAUGGUGCGGAAACGUGGAUCUACAGUCACGGGGAAAGGCACAAGCAAGACCAUGUACCUCAAACUUACAUACAGCGUGGUGCAAGAUGAGAUCGAAAGCCUCGUGGAAACUUCUCUUAUGCAGGCCUUCGAGUCGGACGAGGCUUUGGGGAAGUCGCUCUCGACAUACUCGCGACUAGUGACUGGCACCGUGCUAGCUCACGUCAAAACGGCACUGCUUGCAUCUUGCGACCUUGAGCAGACCAUCAUGUCUGGCUUCGUCUCGACCGCCUUUCUUGCCAACGUACCAUGGGAGACACGGUUGACAUCGCAACUCGGUGUCGCAAACGGAUACCAGAUGGCGUCCAAGCUUGCAUCGGUCAUUAAGGAUUGGCAAGCCCAGUAUCCCAGGCUUGCCUUGACCUCAUCGGCAGACCAGACCCAGGAUCUUUCGUGCAUACUGAUUCCUGUAGACAUUCCCUCAAUCACCAUCGUACACACGGCGGAUAUUCAACUCCUUCCAGAUUCGUCCACCGAUGCAACAAGCAAUGGUGGACAGAACCACAGGAUGCCGCAGGAGACUUGGAAAAUGAACGAGUUGAUCCCGUCAAACCUGCACCUCAAGUGGUCAAGGAUAUGGGACACAGGAGACGGAGAGAAAGAAGCCACCUCGCCACCUUCAAGAGACGCAAUCGAGUUUAGCUAUGAAGUCACGGCUCCUCAAGACACCUGGUUGAUUGGUGGGCGACGCAAGGGUCACUUUGUCAUACCGGGGUUGGAUGAGGAUGCGACAAAAGAGGAGAAGUUGGCGUAUGCGCUCGGGGCAUGCUCUACGCCCGACACGGAAGCUGACAUUGCCUUGCUGCUUGUACCGCUUCGUGAGGGCUGGCUUCCAUUCCCCAGCGUUGAGAUUCGGGAGGUGCGAAGUUUUGCUACAGGCACAACCGGCUCGCCAGAAGGGGAAGUCAAAACUCCUGGCGCCGCAGCUGAAAGAGGGGCCACCUUUGAGACGGAUUUCAAAAACUUGGGAGAAGCUAUUCAUGUCAUUGCAGACCGCCAUAGUGUUACUCUAAGUUUGGAUGCCAGUGGACCAGGGGGAGGUCCAUUAGUAUUGGGAAAUGAUUAA
Molecule: messenger RNA, 4755 nt
Organism: Pyricularia oryzae 70-15
Lineage: Eukaryota; Fungi; Ascomycota; Sordariomycetes; Magnaporthales; Pyriculariaceae
Exons: 4
Coding region: 1-4755 (1584 amino acids)
Biological process (GO): early endosome to Golgi transport; intra-Golgi vesicle-mediated transport
Cellular component (GO): TRAPPII protein complex
Source: RefSeq, a predicted model, not a curated record